CCAAUACAUCUCUUACUUAGAUUUAUUAGUAUUUUAGUUAUUUUCUUAUUCAUCUAUGGCACAUAAGAAUUAACAACUGCUUUCCCUUUAAGCUUUUAUGUUUUGUUAGCUAAUUCUCGAAUUUUUUCAAAAUCAUCUUUAUUCUCGAAGGAGAUUCAAAGAUCCUGCAAAUUCGUUUGGUGCAUGAGAUUAACUUCAUCACAUCACCCCUUGAUUUAACUUCAUUUUUGAUCUUUUAAGUGCUUUUUUACUCUUUUCUGGUUCUGGUUGUGCAUGAUCUUUUGAUUUCCGAUUCUACGAACAUUAUUAUUGCUGGUAAGUCAUUUGGUCAUGAUUAUUAAUUCAAACUUUCGAUUUCUAGAAUUCAAGAAGCGAGAAGUUAGUUUGGUUAUAUCAAAACGACACUACAGAAACAAGAAAAAUCUAUUUUUCUGCUUCUAAUAUCCUCAAAAUCAAAAGAUGAAAUUUAACUCGUCUAUAUACGUAUAUUAGAAAAUGAACAUAAAAUCCAGUUCCAGCGCAAGCACAAGGUAGGAGGAGUAUAUCAUCUACGGGCCGACAGCAUCAGUGCCCAUAAUAAUGGAAUAAUCUAUCUCACCUUUAUCCAUUUAUUAUUAAUUCUUUUUCAAGUUAUUUCCAUUUUCCGAAAAAUAAAAUAAAAAAUAGAGAGAGCCAAACCGUUAAUUUUCUCUCUCCUCUAAAAGGGGCAAAUCGAAAAGAGGAGAGGAUACUACUGAACUAUAUUAGUGAGAAUAGAGAGAAAAUAGAUUACAAAACCCUAGAAGAAAAAAAAAAUAAUUAGGGUUUUAAUUCGAUUUACUUCAGUUUGAUUUAAUUUUUGUAACUAAAGAUUGAAAUUAAAGAAGUGUAAAUUUAAUGGAUUUGAUAUUUAGAAGUGGAUAUUGUUUGUACAUUGAUGGUUGAUUUUGUUUUUAUAUUUUUGAGAGUAUAAAUGCUUCUUGGGAGAUCUUUCUCAUCUUGGUUCCAUCAGAUUCUUGCAUGCAUGGGAGCAGAGGUUGUCUUGGAUGUUGUACAAAGCCCGCACCAAUUAUUGCUGUGGAUGAGCCAUCAAAGGGACUGAGAAUUCAAGGGAGAACUGUGAAGAAACCCAGUAUAUCAGAGGAUUUUUGGAGCACUAGCACAUGUGAGAUGGACAACAGUGCAAUUCAGUCUCAACGUAGCGUCUCAUCAAUCAGCACAUCAAACCAAACUCUAGAUUCCCAGAGUGGAGCUGGCAGCACAAGCAAUCCACCCGAAUUUGUGAAUCAUGGUCUUCUUCUCUGGAAUCAAACUAGGCAGCAGUGGAUAGGAAACAGAAAUUCUGGUAACCCAACACCACAGGUUCAAGAGCCGAGGUUAAGCUGGAAUGCAACCUACGAUAGUUUACUUGGAACCAACAAGCUUUUUCCACAGCCCAUCCCUCUCUCUGAAAUGGUAGACUUUCUUGUGGAUGUGUGGGAGCAAGAGGGGAUGUACGACUAAAGUGUUAAAGACGCUAGGUUGGGAAUAAGUUUCCUUGUGUUUAUUCUGAAAGGUUUCCUCGUGUUUAUGUAUACUUUCAGGGUAUAGGGUAAGAACGAUAACAAAAAAAGAAGAAAUUAUUGGAGGAAAUAGGGUAAUUUAUACCUGAUCAACUGUAAUAUUCACAUAUGUUUCCCACUGGUCAACAUUAUUUUAGUUAGUGAUACAUACUACAUUUGUCUA
Papaver somniferum (opium poppy) is the source of this 1704-nucleotide messenger RNA. RefSeq lists its product as uncharacterized. NCBI's taxonomy places the organism in Eukaryota, Viridiplantae, Streptophyta, Magnoliopsida, Ranunculales, Papaveraceae. The record is from RefSeq and is a predicted model, not a curated record. The coding region runs from base 1000 to 1482 and encodes 160 amino acids. The transcript is spliced from 5 exons.